Rhagoletis zephyria (snowberry fruit fly) is the source of this 339-nucleotide messenger RNA. Lineage: Eukaryota; Metazoa; Arthropoda; Insecta; Diptera; Tephritidae. The record is from RefSeq and is a predicted model, not a curated record.
AUGCCACGANCGCUGAGAACUUCGACUCGCCAGAAAAAGAAGGCCAACUCCCUGGCGGCCAAAUCACGCCUGCCCGACUGGUUCGACAUGCCACGAGUGGCGGAGGUGACCAAAGACCUCGAGAAGGACCUGGCCGCCCUCCAAAUGCGCCACGUCUGGAACGCCAAGAGCUUCUACAAGAAGAGCGCCCUGGAGGGCGUCGGCGGCAAAGAUCUAAGCGGUGCCCGGUACUUUCAGCUGGGCACCGUGGUUGAAGAUAAGGCGGACUUCUACGCGGACCGCCUGCCGAAGCGGGCUCGCAAGCAGACCAUAGUCGAUGAGCUCCUCGCUGACCAGGAG